AUGGGGCUAAUAAAGCCCUGGCUGCAGUUUCGCGAGCACGAACAUGAACAAUGUCGGCUGGAUCCUUUUAACAGACUGGAUGUUCCGCUCUAUCUUAUCGAUGUAGUCGAGAGAUGUAUAACCUCUAUUCCCGAAUCGGGAGUGCGCUACUUGGCUCUGAGUUACGUCUGGGGCAAUGUAGAGUUUACGAAAUUGACUUUCAGUAAUAUGGAAGCUCUCCAAAGACCCCGAAGUCUAGCUUCCGAGUUAAAUGUCGCCACGGUUCCGCGGACUAUCAGAGAUGCGAUGCGCCUAACUGCCGACCUGGACAUACGCUACCUACGGGUAGACUGUCUCUGUCUCGUCCAAGAUGACCCCAAGAUCGGACUUUAUCUGGAUCGAAUGCAUCUCAUCUACAACACUGCGUAUAUGACUAUCAUAGUGGCGAAC
This is a messenger RNA of Alternaria rosae, 429 nucleotides long. RefSeq lists its product as uncharacterized. The annotation marks the transcript as partial. The record is from RefSeq and is a predicted model, not a curated record. NCBI's taxonomy places the organism in Eukaryota, Fungi, Ascomycota, Dothideomycetes, Pleosporales, Pleosporaceae. The transcript has a single exon.